Caretta caretta (loggerhead turtle) is the source of this 5267-nucleotide messenger RNA. RefSeq names its product RAB2B, member RAS oncogene family (gene RAB2B). NCBI's taxonomy places the organism in Eukaryota, Metazoa, Chordata, Testudines, Cheloniidae. The record is from RefSeq and is a predicted model, not a curated record. Gene Ontology annotation, molecular function: GTP binding; GTPase activity.
GGGGACAACGGGACGCGCGGCCGGCCAGAGCGGCUUCCGGCUGGAGAGCAACAGAGUUUAGCCCUCCCAAAGAUAGAGCGGCGCAGGAAGUGGAUAAUAGAGUCGGCACCGGAUACAGGAUAGAGCGUACCAGAAGUAGAGCAUAGAGUAGGCCCUGUGCUGGGGUUAGAGCGGCGCCACGCGCUGGAAUAGUGCAGUGGAGACUGGAGACGGCACUGGGUGUCGGGAAAUCCUGUCUCCUGCUGCAGUUCACGGACAAGCGCUUCCAGCCCGUCCAUGACCUGACCAUCGGUGUGGAGUUCGGGGCUCGGAUGAUCAACAUUGAUAGCAAACAGAUCAAGCUGCAGAUCUGGGACACGGCCGGCCAGGAGUCUUUCCGUUCCAUCACCCGCUCCUACUACCGUGGUGCAGCCGGAGCGCUGCUGGUCUAUGACAUCACCAGGCGGGAGACCUUUAACCACCUGACCUCGUGGCUGGAGGACGCUCGGCAGCAUUCCAGCUCCAACAUGGUCAUCAUGCUUAUCGGCAACAAGAGUGACCUGGAGUCCCGGCGGGAUGUGCAGAAAGCAGAGGGAGAGGCCUUCGCACGGGAACACGGGCUGGUCUUCAUGGAGACCUCGGCCAAGACAUCCACCAACGUCGAGGAGGCCUUCAUUGACACAGCCAAGGAAAUCUACAGGAAGAUUCAGCAGGGGCUCUUUGACGUCAACAACGAGGCGAAUGGCAUCAAGAUCGGGCCCCAGCAGCCGUCAGGCACAGCUCCUGGCGCCGGCUCUCGUCACAGCCCCCAAGGCUCAGGAGACAGCUCGGGCUGCUGUUGAGCCCCUCGUUGUGCACUCUGGUGCAUGCCAGUGCCCCUGGAGUGGGGUGGGGGGGGUCACCCUCUGCUCCCCUGGGACUGAGACCAGCCCACCCCGGUCCCUGGCGGGGAAGGUGGCUCCCUUGCUGAGCUGUGGAGGUGGGAUGGGGCUCAUGACUCCUGUCCCAACCCCAUAGAGGGGAACAGGUGUCCCCUGACUCGUGCCUGGGGGGUGGUUAGAGACCCUGCCCGUGGUUCCACCCCCCCCAAACAUUCCUUCUUGUAAGCUGGGGUGGGGGGCAGAGGCAGAGCCGGGUCUGGAGUCUCCCCUCGUCAGUGCCUUCUCGCUUCAGCUGUAUUUCUUGCUGCCUGGGCCCCAGCGAGGCCCCACCCAACCCUUCCCUGAGGCUUGUGGGUCCUAACUGGGGACCCCCCCACACCCUGUUUGUGUGUUCCUGGCCAGGUGCCCAGCCCCCACCCCUCAGCCUGUAUUGGCUUUUAUUGUGUACUCGCUCUCUGUGGCUCCUCGUCUUAUUAAACGUGUGCAUGUCUGCAAUCCGCACUCCCUGCAUCUCUGCUUAUGGGGCAGGGCACCAUGGCUUGGUCCUUCCCCUCCCAGAGCCGGGGAGAGAACCCAGGCAUCCUGGCUCCCAGCCCCCCUGUUCUAACCCACUAGACCCCACUCUCCUCCCAGAGCUGGAGAUAGAACCCAGGAGUCCUGGCUCCCAGCACCCACUGCUGUAACCUCCUAGGCCGCACCACUGAUGGGAGAUUUAUUCUUUUGUCAGUGUGGGCAGGACUCAGUUUUUCUAAGCUUUCUGGGGGCUUCAGGCACUGAGUUCCCCAUUCACUGGGCACCCAGUUCCCUUAGAGAGCUCUGAACAUCUGGGCCUCAAUGUCUCCAGCCACAGGGGGAGCAUACUGACAACACAGAGGUACAGACACUGGUGAUUAGGCCAUAGACUGCGUUCAGUAACUGGUGCAUCUGGGGGAGCGUUUUACAGUCAGGACUGGGGUUUGCAAAGACCCCAACUCCCCUUGUCUCUCAGCUCAGGUCAGCAUGGCUCCCAGAGGGAACAGACAACCAUGUGCCCGGCCUCCAUUCCUGCCCCUUAGCUCUGGGGAAAGCUCCCUAAAGAUACCCCUUGGCCUCCUCUGAAUCCCGUGUGCGCUGCUGCAGGCAGCUGGAGGGCUGUGCUGGCCCGUGGCUACACACUGCAUACAUUCUACUAAGUCACCCCAUCUCACUUCACCCACCUGCAGAGUCUGGAAGGUCUUUUAGUCUUUACCUGCAUGGGAACGUUGCACUGGUUACACCAGGGAUCUCAAACUCAAAUCACCAUGAGGGCCACAUGAGGACUAGUACAUUGGCCCAAGGGCUGCAUCACUGACACCCCCGCACCCCCACUGCCCCCAGACCUGCUCCACUCCACCUCUUCCAUGAGACCCCGCCCCUGCCCUGCCUCUUCCCACCCCUUCCCUGCCCCCAUUCCAACCCCUUCCCCAAAAUCCCCACCCCAACUCCGCCCCUGCCCUGCCUCUUCUCUGCCUCCUCCCCUGAGCAGGAGGCUCCCUGUUCCUCCCCCCCUCCCUCCUGGCUGUUUGGCGGAGGGAAGCGCCUGGAGGUAGGCGGAGGCGCGGGAACGCGGCGCUCUCGGGGGGGAGCUUGCUGGCCGCAGCAAAUAACUUGGGGGGGGAAUGGGGGGGCAUGGGGAGCUUGGCAGGCCACAGCAACCCCUGGGUUACACGCUGAUUGGUUUGAACCUGCUGCUGGACCCCGUUGGACACUACAAUACCUGUUCCCAAUUGUAAACUAAACUGAAAUAGGUAGGGUGACCAGAUGUCCCGUCUUUAUAGGGACAGCCCCUUUUUUGGGGACUUUUUCUUAUAUAAGCGCCUAUUACCCCCCACCCCCUGUCCCGUUUUUUCACAGUUGCUAUCUGGUCACCCUAGAAAUAGGCCACUUCUAAACCCAAAUGGGAGACAGUGCCAUGGUUUGUUCUGGCUUGGAUGUCUGAGUUGGAAUUUGCAGGUUGGCUGCGUUAGACUGAUGCAAUUUCCCCAUGUAGAUGAUACCUAACGGGCUGUCUACUCAGGAAAGUUAAUCUGAAUUCACUUUUAAAGUAGAUUCCUUAAAGUGCAUUAAACCCCUGUGUGGAUGCUUUUAUUAUUUAGAAUUAAAGUGAGCUGAAUACAGUUUAGCUUAAUUCAUUUUGGCUGUAAAUUAAAAUCAACUGAAUUAGCGUCACCUUAAUUCUGAAUAAGAGCAUCCAUACAGGGAUUUAAUCUGGUUUAGUGGCUCCAUUUUAAAUUCACCCCUUAGAUCACAAGCUGCUUGAGGUGGGGAGGGUUGGGUAUUCUGUGUCUCCUGGACCAAGUGGGCCCCAACCUGCUGUGCUCUUUGUGUGCUACUGCUGUAUACGUGUUACUAGCAUAAAUAGCACUGGGGGGGGGGGGGUGUCAUUGGAUUUUGGACAAAAAUGUUUUGCUGAAAAAUAGGGUUCCAUCUCUAUAUACACGUAGAUUCCCCCUUCCCAUAAAUAUUUAACAAUUUAAAAUAUUUUGAAGGGGAAAAUAUUGCAAAUUUUUGGUUUGAAAUUGUGGGGAAAUGUCAACUUUCUCGCAUUUUUAUUUUCUUGCAUUUUCUAUGGGGGAAAAAGGAGUUUGAAAGGUUUUUAAAGUUGGAGAAUGUGGGAGGAAGAACCCCUCUGUUUCUCGUGUCUGCAUUUUCCCAGUGAGAAAAAACGUUUUAACCAAAAAAAAGUGAUCAUUGUUCUACCCUUUUUUUUUUUUUUCCCAGUGAGGUAAAAAAGGAGAGAAAGGGAAUUUAAAAAAAAAAAAAAAAAAAAAAAGUGAGAGAAGGAAAAAGCAAGAAAAUCCUUUUUUAAUUACAUAAAUGUUUGUUUACAAACACUUUGGAAAAAAACUUGUUUCAAAUUUUGAAACAAAAACAAUUUAAAAAGUUUAAAAUGUUGAAGAAACAAAAAUUGUUCAUUUUCUGUUGAAGCUUUUUGUAAAACAAACUUUCGACCCAUCUCUCAAGUGCAGGAGACAGUUUCGAGGCACAUGUUGGCUUUGUUAGGUACAGUCCCAGCUUGCAAGCCUAGGGACUUGCACGGUCUGUCUCUAGCUGUGUCUACACUACGCAGGCUAUGCCAGCAUGCGCUGCACCUCCAGAAGUUUUUCUGCCAGUGGAGGAACGUGACCUCGCCAAACAACGUGAGUUGUGCUGACAAGCCCUUUUCUGCCCGCACAGCUGGGGCUUUGUUGGCAUAGCUAUGUUGCUAGGUUGUGUGUUUUGUUCACACCCCUGGCUGACAUAUCCAUUAAGUGUAGACAAGGUCUUAGCAUCUCCUGGGACAGGACUGACGUGAGGGAGUCCAGCCCCACAGGGAAGCUAUCUGGGAGUUAUGAAUUCAGUCCAAAAUUUGGGCAUUUUAGGGUUUGUUUUGGGGGCAGUUUUUUAUUUUAUUUUUAAAAAGAAAAUGAGCAAUUUUAAUUUCAUUCAGACAUUUUGAUUAGUUUUUGUUUGGUUGUUUUUCUUCCUGUUUCAGGGGGGACGGGACUUUGAGGGGGAACACUAGUUUUUCUGGUUCCCCUUUUUUCACGGGUUAUGGGUUAUUUAAACUUUUGAAACUGUCAAAUGGUUUCAUUUCAGAAUAGCAGGAGUCGGGGGAAUUCCUUCUGUCCCUCACUUUUACAUCCCCUCCCUCUUUUCCUGGGGCAAGGAAAGGGGAGGGCUACUGGAGGAGGGAAGGAAUUCCCCCACUGUUUGUAAAAUAAAAUUUUUUACUUUGUUUAAAAAACAAUAAAUCUUUUUCUGUGGGAAGUGGCUUUGCGGAAACAUCCCUUUGGGAUUAAAAAGCUUUUUGGAGGGAAAUGUGUUGAGCUGCUCCAGGUCUCAGCAUCAAGCUGGAAGGGCUGAGAAUCCCAGCUGAGGGAUGCUUUCGCCAGACACCAGUCACUGGGCUUAGUACAGAAGUUAGACUAGGUGAGCCACUGUUCUCUGCUGGAAGGACCGGAGCGGUUUUGUGGGCAUUUCUCCCUGCACUUCUCAGACACCUUGGAGCUGCACUGGGUCAUCUGGGUGUGAGACGUGGCCCCGCGUAGGCUGGCUGGGUCGAGCCCCCGGGAAGCGCAGCAGUGACUAAUACAUGGGUCACAGAGGCUAAUGUUUCUGGGCAUCUCUCUGGGGAGAAUGAAUUUGACUGGUCACCCACGCAGCUGUCUGUCCUUCCCCCUGCAGUGUCUGUCCUCAUCUACCCACCUUGUCCUUUUACUGAUAACAUUACAUAUCUCUACCUGGUGUCUGUCUGUCCAUUUCUCCACGCUUUCUAGCCAUCCCCAUACAUACCUGCUUUUUUCUCUGCCUGUGUCCUCCCAUCCCUCCUCAGUCUGCCUAUCUGUCAGGACUCCUCUUGGUUUCUUUGUGACCCUGGAUGUCGAAUAAACCCUGCCCCUGCCUCAA